AUGAAGCAAUUGCCUCAGGCUGAUCGAAUUCCGUGGAUAAUUAGACUAUCGAAAGAUGUUUUUGUCAUAACCAAAUGCGCUUUUGGCAUUUAUAUGGUUUUCCGGCGAUUGGAACGAAAAAUGAAAAAACAGAAGAAAAUCGAGCGCCGUGUGUCACAGAAUGGAAGUGAUGGGCAUGGAGAAACUUCUGUCAACCUGCUUAUUAAGCAUGGGCAGGGUGUAACAGCUUAG
Messenger RNA from Dovyalis caffra, 231 nucleotides. The record is from the annotation of a GenBank genome assembly. Lineage: Eukaryota; Viridiplantae; Streptophyta; Magnoliopsida; Malpighiales; Salicaceae.